GGGGCUCGCCGGGUGCUCCUCAGAAGGACUUUUAGGCUGCGCGGCCGGGGCUUGGAUGUGGGCGCCGAAGGGCCGGGGUCUGUGCAGCGCAGCGGGCACCGGCCGGGGCGGGGGCACUUCCCGCAGCACCGCGGCUCGGCGAGUUGUACAUCAUUUCAGCAGAGAUGUCUGAUCUUUCCAACUGCAUACCUGGAGUUGCUUUAUUCCUUCACCGCUCUUUUCUGUAACCACUAAAGUCUUCUUGAGACUGGAACAGAUGACUUAAAUUCUUCCUGAAUGUUCUUCGUCAAAAGUAGAUGUACUGGACUUUCUGGAUGUGCGUAAGGACACAAAGACUGAAGAAGUCCUGAAGAUUGAUGGAGGGCCAUGCUAUUCAAACAGCAGGCGUUGCUGAGACAGAAGCUCUUUGUACUAGGCAGCCUUGCUAUUGGAAGUCUCCUAUAUCUAGUUGCCAGAGUUGGGAGCUUGGAUAGACUGCAGCCCCUCUGCCCCAUUGAUGGUCGAUUUGGACCCCGCAGCCAGGACGAAAUCCAGCUGCGAGCUCUGCAGUUCAAGAGAGGAUUGCUCCAUGAGUUCCGAAAGGGCAAUGCCACCAAGGAACAGAUACGACUGCACAAUCUGGUUCAGCAGCUUCCCAAGGCCAUUAUCAUUGGGGUUCGGAAAGGAGGCACCAGAGCACUGCUGGAGAUGCUGAACCUUCACCCCGCAGUGGUCAAAGCUUCUCAAGAGAUUCACUUCUUUGACAAUGACGAGAACUAUGCCAAGGGGAUUGAGUGGUACCGGAAAAAAAUGCCUUUUUCUUACCCUCAUCAAAUAACAAUUGAGAAAAGCCCCGCGUAUUUUAUCACUGAGGAAGUACCUGAAAGGAUUUACAAAAUGAACUCAUCUAUCAAAUUACUGAUCAUUGUCAGGGAACCUACCACAAGAGCUAUUUCUGAUUACACUCAGGUGCUAGAAGGUAAGGAAAGAAAGAACAAAACUUACUACAAAUUUGAGAAGCUGGCUAUUGAUCCUAAUACCUGCGAAGUGAAUACUAAAUACAAGGCGGUGAGAACCAGCAUCUACACAAAACAUCUGGAGAGAUGGUUAAAAUACUUCCCAGUCGAGCAGUUUCAUAUCGUGGACGGAGACCGGCUCAUCACAGAACCACUGCCAGAACUCCAGCUGGUCGAGAAGUUCCUAAAUCUUCCUCCAAGGAUAAGUCAGUACAAUUUAUACUUCAAUGCCACCAGAGGGUUUUACUGCUUGCGAUUUAACAUUGUCUUUAACAAGUGCCUGGCGGGUAGCAAGGGACGCAUCCAUCCAGAGGUGGAUACCUCUGUCAUUACCAAAUUGCGCAAGUUCUUUCAUCCUUUUAAUCAAAAAUUUUACCAGAUCACUGGGAGAACAUUUAACUGGCCCUAAAUUAAACUUCAUACAACACUUUCUGUUGCACCUGAGACAUGCAAUAAAUGUCUCUGCUAAAAUAUGCACUUUUCAUAGACACAGCUAUCAAAGUAACUUUUUUCAUGCAUACGUGUAUAUAUGCAGUGUGUGACCAAAUAUAUGGUGGGAUCAAUUUUUUCUACAGAGUAGUAACUAACAUAAAUUUACUGUCAGCAUAGUUGCAUCUUUUAAGAUAUAAUAAUAAAGGGAAAGGAGGUAUUUAGGGACAUAAAGUCAGACACCGUUAAAAGGGUCAGUGUUCCUCUCGCUUAGUGAAGUGUUUCUGUGACAUACUUAUUGAUCUAAGCAGAACGUCAGUUUAUGCCAUAAAAAUUCAUGUCAAAAGUCUGUGAAGCUGUGAGAAAACAUAAUCUUCAGGCUAUAUUUGGUAUGUAUAUUGCUAAAGGAAUACUGACACUUUAAACACAGCGCUGAAUUUUUACAACGAGAGUGGAUAGUACUAUUUUCUUAUUAUUUGAAAUUAAUAUCUUAUCUCAUACAAACUACAUUGUUUCAGAGUUCCUGUGGUGAGUUUGCACUAUUGUUUUAUUGUAUGGACCAUAGUGUCACUUGUAGCAUGUCAAUCAUGUGUCAAAAAAAGGUCAAAUAAUUUUUUCUUCUAUGCUUGUGUGUCGGCAAAGCUAAACAUCGUGUACAUAGUGUACAAUGUUUGUAAAUACUGGUUUCACACUAAGUAAUUCUAUUUUGUAAACUGAAUAUGGCUAUUUAAUUUAUUGUGAAAAUUAAAUUUAUUGUGGUAUUUAAAAAUGGAAUGGAUUAAAAUUACCUAUAUGUGCAA
Molecule: messenger RNA, 2224 nt
Organism: Calidris pugnax (ruff)
Lineage: Eukaryota; Metazoa; Chordata; Aves; Charadriiformes; Scolopacidae
Gene: HS3ST5
Product: heparan sulfate-glucosamine 3-sulfotransferase 5
Exons: 4
Coding region: 367-1404 (345 amino acids)
Molecular function (GO): [heparan sulfate]-glucosamine 3-sulfotransferase activity
Source: RefSeq, a predicted model, not a curated record